Drosophila biarmipes is the source of this 509-nucleotide messenger RNA. RefSeq lists its product as uncharacterized. The record is from RefSeq and is a predicted model, not a curated record. The transcript has a single exon. Lineage: Eukaryota; Metazoa; Arthropoda; Insecta; Diptera; Drosophilidae. Bases 1 to 450 code for a protein of 149 amino acids.
AUGUACAUGGGACGUUCUGAAAGAAAGAGGGUGGUAAGGCCGGCAUCUUGCGGACAUGUCUCCAAGGCGACGUCAAUCAGUGGACAUUCGAUAGUGAAGCACAAUGACAAUGGUAAUGGGCGCAAUCCAUUCUUCCGGUUUUUGGCCCACUUCAGAAAAUGUUUCAGGGCCUGGCUCUACCAUUUGCCCUUGGGUCAGGUAACUCUAAUGGCCAGCCGUGUAUGGAAUUGCAUGAGUCCUGAGGAGAAGAAACCCUUCAUCGCUGCUGCCCGAAGAUUUAACUACACGUUCCGAUCGCGUAGCAAACAAGUCAACUGGGUUCUGGGGAAACUUCGGGAAUCCGCUGCUGGUGCAGAGUGCCAGACCAAGGCACUGUGGAUUUUGAUGCGUGGCAUCAAGUCCUGGGAGCAAUGCGUGCUGAACGGUUUUCUAGACGUGCAUAACAACUGAAGAACACUUGAGUGCGGUUUAAAUUGACUGUAAUUUUAAUAAAUGAUCUCUUACGAUAA